UCAUAUCCGUUGACGUCAUCAUAAUGGCAAGUCCGAGAACGCGUCGAGUAUUGAAGGAACUGCAAAGCCAGAAAGACAAUAAAGCUUGUUUCGAGUGUGGAGGUUCCAACCCUCAAUGGGUCUCUAUAAAAUACGGAAUUUUUAUAUGUCUAACAUGUGCUGGUAAACACAGAAGUCUAGGGGUGCACGUGAGUUUUGUGCGUUCAACUACAAUGGACAAAUGGAAGGAUAAGGAAUUAGAGAAGAUGAAAGUUGGUGGAAAUGGCAAGUUAAAGUCGUUCUUUAACUCUCGAUCUGACGUCACAGAAGACAUGAGCAUUCAAGAGAAGUACAACACUCGCUCGGCUGCUUUGUAUAGAGACAAGAUCGAGACCGAGUCUGAGGGUCGUACCUGGGUAGAGGCAACGUCACCUGCCAGACAUUGGAAUCCUCCUGCUAUUCGUUCUCAACUAAAAGAAUCGGCAUCAUCAACAGCAACUUCAAGUGUGUCGAUGUCAAUGGGAAGUGACGAUAUUACUAAGCAGAGAGACGACUUCUUCAAACGAAUUCAGGAAGAAAAUGCCAAACGACCCGAUGACAUUCCACCUAGUCAAGGAGGACGAUAUGGAGGAAUAGGAAAUCCGUACAUUGAGAACAAAAAGAAAUCAACAACUGCAGAUGAAUUCUUUGACAACACGUGGUCAUCUAUGAAAUCCGGCUGGAACUCGUUUACAAUUGGAGCUCAGAAGUUAGCAUCUACAGCCUCAGAAAAGGCCCAGAAGUUUGGAGAGACAAUGAAUGAAUCUGUAUUCAAACCAACAGCAAUGAAAGCAGCUGCUUUGAAAGAAAAAAUGAAAGAGAAAAUGGCAAAGUCAAAGACGAUGGAUGAAGACAAUGAACAAGAUGACGACAGAGAUAGCCAAGAUGAUGAUGACAGUGAUGAGGUAACCACGAGAAGAGAGGCCACUAAAGCUAAUGAUGGAAAAUUCUUUGACUCAGUACAAUCAUCAAUGUCACUUUUUGCUUCUAAGGUAGCAUCUGCAAGCUCAAAGGGUUGGAGCAAUUUUCAAAAAAUAUUCACAGAUGAACCAAAGAAUUCAGAGGAAGAGAAUGAGGAAGAUGAAGAAGUAGAAAGACAAAGCGAAAAACAAGCAACAACAACAACAAGGACAUCAGGCAGGGAUCUUAUUGAUUGGGGAGAAAAUGAAUGGCAGAGCGGUGGGGAUGAGUGGAGUGACAAUUGGACAGAUAGUAAGAGCAGCCGACAGACUGAGAAUCAGAUUGAUAAGAAAGAUGAGGGAUUGGUUGAUAUUGAUAACUGGGAGAAAGACAGCUGGUUAAAUGAUGACUGGGCACCAUCCAACAGGAAGAAAACCGACCAGCAGCUGAAGGAAACAAAAAGCAUCAAAAAGCACAGCAGAAAAGAAGAGAGAAAGGAAAGGAAGCAAGAGGUGACUACAGAUGGAGAAGAAAGAAAAGAGAGAAGCAAAGAAGCAAAGAAUGAAAGCAAGACAAAACAGAAGAGGAAAUCAGCAGGUGAGAUGGGAGUUGUAAAGUCUGAUCUGAUUAAUUGGGACGAAGGAGACAAACAUGGAGAGGCAAGUGACGACGUGACAAACCCAGAAUGGGACGAUGCAAAAUGGGAAAAUAUUGAUAUCAAGUCUGGAAAGUCUGAUUAAUGUUAACUAACUUUGUAGUUUGCCGUUAAGAGUUACUAAUCAGGAAGAAUUUAUAUUAUUGGCUAUUCUUAUUAGUACGAAUUACGUUGAAAAGAUUACUACAUUUCUGUGACUGCAA
Messenger RNA from Corticium candelabrum, 1776 nucleotides. Its product is annotated as ADP-ribosylation factor GTPase-activating protein 1-like. The record is from RefSeq and is a predicted model, not a curated record. Gene Ontology annotation, molecular function: GTPase activator activity. Gene Ontology annotation, biological process: regulation of ARF protein signal transduction; regulation of endocytosis. Bases 24 to 1658 code for a protein of 544 amino acids. NCBI's taxonomy places the organism in Eukaryota, Metazoa, Porifera, Homoscleromorpha, Homosclerophorida, Plakinidae. Gene Ontology annotation, cellular component: Golgi membrane. The transcript has 14 exons.